ACCCGCGCGCGGAAGGCCAGGCCUGGGAGGAGCUCAGAGCGCCGGGUGCUGGAGAAGCUGUGCUGGAGCACCCGGUUGGUCAGGCCAGAGUGGGCCCGAGGCGGACGUGAACAGGGUCGGAUCAAGAUGGCGGUGCAGGUGGUACAGGCGGUGCAGGCGGUUCAUCUCGAGUCUGACGCUUUCCUAGUUUGUCUCAACCACGCUCUGAGCACAGAAAAGGAGGAGGUGAUGGGACUGUGUAUAGGGGAGUUGAAUGAUGACACAAGGAGUGACUCCAAAUUUGCAUAUACCGGAACUGAAAUUCGCACAGUUGCUGAAAAGGUUGACACCGUCAGAAUUGUUCAUAUUCAUCCUGUCAUCAUCUUCCAUGUUAAGAGGAUGGACCGAAUAGAAAUUUCUCCAGAGCAGCUAUCUGCGGCCUCAACAGAGGCAGAGAGAUUGGCUGAAUUAACAGGUCGCCCCAUGAGAGUUGUGGGCUGGUAUCAUUCCCAUCCUCAUAUAACUGUCUGGCCUUCACAUGUUGAUGUUCGCACUCAAGCCAUGUACCAGAUGAUGGAUCAAGGUUUUGUAGGACUUAUUUUUUCCUGUUUCAUAGAGGAUAAAAACACAAAGACUGGUCGGGUACUCUACACUUGCUUCCAAUCCAUACAGGCCCAAAAGAGCUCAGAGUCCCCUCAUGGUCCACAAGACUUCUGGAGCUCCAGCCAGCACAUCUCCAUUGAGGGCCAGAAGGAAGAGGAAAGGUAUGAAAGAAUUGAAAUUCCAAUCCAUAUUGUACCCCAUGUCACCAUUGGAAAAGUAUGCCUUGAAUCAGCAGUGGAGCUGCCCAAGAUCCUUUGUCAGGAGGAACAGGAUGCAUAUAGGAGGAUUCACAGCCUUACACAUCUGGACUCAGUAACCAAGAUCCAUAAUGGUUCAGUGUUUACCAAGAAUCUGUGCAGUCAGAUGUCAGCAGUCAGCGGGCCUCUCCUACAGUGGUUGGAGGAUAGAUUGGAGCAAAACCAACAGCAUUUGCAGGAGUUACAACAAGAAAAAGAAGAACUUAUGCAAGAACUUUACUCCCUAGAAUAAAGGAGGAGACAAAUG
Urocitellus parryii (Arctic ground squirrel) is the source of this 1086-nucleotide messenger RNA. Lineage: Eukaryota; Metazoa; Chordata; Mammalia; Rodentia; Sciuridae. The record is from RefSeq and is a predicted model, not a curated record.